CUUGAGGCUAAGUAACGUCUCUUUAGUUCAAAAGGAUAUACCUGGCUGAUAAUUUUUCAAAGUUAGCAAAAUAUCUGUUGCUAUUUGAUUUUUGAACAAAACUAACAAAAGUGUUUUCAACGUGAACAAAAAACAUUAGGUUGCAACCCCCAUGAGGCCACUUUCCUUUGAAAACCUUAGGAGGCUCGUGAGCCGUAAGAAGGAUCGUAACGAGCCCUCCUUCAAACGUAGUGAAUCCUUUAAAAGGAUUUCGAUUAGGAAAAGUUAUUUGGAUCGUGGCAAACGUCGUAACAAAUUGCAAAAGAAUUUGGAACCUGUGAUAACUGCUCAACCAUGUGUAGUAGCUUCAUCAACACCAGCAACACCACAACCACCACCUGCUACUACAACAACAACAACAAGUAUACCUGAUCAUCAAGAAAGUAAAACACAGUGUAGGAUCAAAAUCAAAGAUCAACAACAACAACAACAACAACAGGAAGUUAGAAAGAAAGAAAACAUUUCGUUAAAUCGUGACGAAUCUAUCAGUUAUGACGAAUGGUUGCAAGGUGUUGAAUCGUCAUCACGUGAAAAACUUCAUCAGGAUAAUAAAGUGGUGAUCAAAGAUAUAAAUAAAACUAAAAUAACGAAUAAACAAUUUAUUCAAGAACUUCAUUCGAGUACCAAUGAUCUUACUGAUGAUUUAAAUUCAGCUAUUUUAUCGUUGAAACCUUUUGGUCCCACUACCACUACUACUACAAUUGUUAACAGUGAUAACGAUGAUUGGAUUUAUUCGGAUAAAAAUCUACACCAAUUGGAUAAUCAUGGACAAACACGUGACACAAUUUGUGUACCACUUGAAACUGGACCACCCAGUGUUAGCAUAAGUCUUGGACGAGUUUGGAGAGAUGCAGUACCUGUACCAUAUCCUUCCUCUUCCGGACCAUCCGUUCAUCAUUCUUUGGACAGUGCAUUGAAAGAAAGAAAAUCAACUCAACCAACUGUUGCUAGAACCGUCUCGGCUCCAGAAAAAACCAUUAUCAAGGACAACAAUUCUUCAUCUUCAUCGUCAUUUGGUUUUUCACUUAGGUUCAGCAAACUGGCUGACUUCAGGGCAGGAAGUACGAGAAAUGGUGGAUUCUUCCGAAGAAAAACAUCGUCAAAACCAUCACCAAGUGUCAGUACAGAAGGUUAUUUUAAAAGAACAAGUUGUCAAAGAAGAUCCAGUUCGAGAAAACGUGGAAAAAGGACAUCGUCACAACGAACAACAACUUCAUCUUCACAGAGAACAUCUCAAAGAUGUAAAAAAAAUAGUUCUGAAGAUCCUGUAGCAACUGCAACAACAAGAACAACAGGGGUGGUUGUGACAGGGGUUGGUUCAAUUAUAAGAGAAAACAGUCCAGUUUGGUUUGUGCCACCUGAAAGGAGACGUUCGAGACGUCAAAGAAGAGUUUGGCGUGAGAUUCGUUAUUUUCCUGAAAAAGAAGAAGAAGAAGGAGAAGAACAGGUUGACGAUGAAGAAGAAACAUUGAUAUUGAAAAAAUUCGAUGAUUAUUAUUCGUCCAAUAAUUUAUCGGACGAUCAAUUCGACGAUCAGAAAUUAUUGCUAUCCGGUGACUUUAACGAGAGGAGAGACGAGACGUUUAAUUCACUCGUUUCCUCAUCGUUAGGUUCGUUCUCGAUUACGUCAUCUUCAUCGUCAGUAUGUCCGGCACCAAAAAUAAGCGAUUUCAACGAGGACAAAUUAUUUUCGGAAGAAUUAAGAAACCGUGCUGCUGGUGGCAAUGAUGGUGGUUUGUUAAGUAAACAAAAUAUUUGGAAACCAUCAACAUUUUCAAUAAUAAAUACUGAAAAUUAUUUCAAUAGCAGUCAAUUUAUUAAUUAUCUUGCUAAAAAUACGUCAUUGAAUGAUAAUAGAAAACGUAUCAUCGUCAAAGAAAGAUCUAGAAAGGAUAGUAAUUCGUAUUACAGAUAUUUGAGUUCGACUGACAGUGAAAAUGAAUCUGUUCGACGUGACGAUGAAGAUGACGAUGACGAUGAAGAUGAUGAUGAUGAUGAUGAUGAUGAUGACAUAGAUAUAGAUGACGAUUAUCUUUUUCAACAACGUCAGCAACAUCUUAAAAGACAAAAAUCUGGACAGAGAAGACGACCUUUAAGAAGAAAAUCUCAACUACGUCGUGCAUCUGGUCAGCCCGUUUUUCUCGUUCGCAAAUGUUCGUCCUUGAGAAAACGACCCAGAGACAUAACACAAAAGGGCUAUGAAAAGAAACGGACACGUUUGCUGCAACAAUAUGCAUCUAAACAACUCGGGGUUGCUGGAAAUGGCGGCAUAUCUGGCAAUGAUGGAGACAUUGGUAGUGGUGAUGGUGUUGGUGUUGGUGGAGGUGGAGGCGGAGGGGGUUUGGGUGGUGUUGGUGGAGGAGGUGGAGGAGGAGGAGGACGACCACAGCCACGUGCACGACGCACGCAACGUCGUGUCACGCACAACGAGAAACGCUAUCAUUCAGGAGGUCGGCUAGUACCUGGUGGGAUCGCCAGUCCUCCGGGAUCUGGCGGCUCAACCGGAGGAAACACCGGGAAUUCAAACUCGGCUGCUGCUAGACGCGGUAAUCGCAGACUUACUCGCAAUGAGAGCCGCUAUCAUUCCGAGGUACGUCAGGAGGCUGUGCAACAAGCAUUGGCAGCCAUGCAAGGUCGACCAAAACCUUCCUUACCAAUGCCAUCAAAGAGGACUUCGGUCAUGGCUAGGAGUCCUGAACGUGAACGUCGUGACAGCGGGGAAUCAAGCAGUGAUGAGGAUAGUGUCGUAACAGAAGAAAGUCCUGGUGCUGGUGGUCCAACCGGUACUGGGUUAUCAGACACUAGCAGUACGGGAUCAGCACGUGACACACCACCACCACCAAGACCACCAGCUAGAAGGCCACCUGGUGCUGACAUUACUGACAUCGCCGAAUAUACGCCUCAUGCUUACUGUAAUAUACAACCACCGGACGUAACGCAUACGGGCAGUACGCCAACAGCACAGCAGUCGACUAGACGGCCUGGUGCCGAUCGUGUCAAUCGUUACCACGUAGUUGAGGAUCAAAAUAAUACAGGAACAACAGGACGUUGGAAAGUGUCAGCAAAAAUUCAACAAUUAUUGAACACAUUAAAACGGCCAAAGAGAAGACCAUUGCCAGAAUUUUAUGAAGACGACGAUAUUGAAUUGGAAAUAGCUGCUAAUCCUAAAGAUCCUAAUGCACCUAAACCGGAAGGUGGUUCAAUGACGUCAGCUAUCGGUGAACAACUGUCGGUGCCAUCGGGGUUACCCAGAUCAUUGGAAGCUGCUAUACAAAGGUAUGGCUCGGCAAGUUACAAAGCACCAGUUGCAACUGUAUUAGAUCCCAAUGGUAAACUUUGCAUCACCUUGACAUAUGGAAAACUUUUAAGUCGUUCCCAUAAAAUAGCUUAUACACUAUUAAACAAGGCACUAAGUCGUGGUGGCGAUUGUUGUCUCAAGCCUGGAGAUAGAAUCGCAUUGGUAUAUCCUAACAACGAUCCUAUCAGUUUCAUGUGUGCAUUUUAUGGUUGUCUUCAAGCUGGUAUAGUGCCUGUACCCAUAGAAGUACCAUUGACACGUCGAGAUGCAGGUUCACAACAGAUUGGUUUUCUUCUUGGUAGUUGCGAAAUUCAGGUUGCCCUAACCAGCGAGGCUUGUCUCAAAGGUUUACCAAAGACAGCAGCUGGUGAAGUAGUAGCAUUCAAGGGUUGGCCAAAAUUACAUUGGUUCGUUACAGAACAUUUAGGUAAAACUCCUAAAGAUUGGUUACCACCUCCUCGUUUAACCGACGAUACACCAGCAUACAUCGAAUAUACAACAGUGAAGGAUGGAUCGGUGAUGGGUGUUACGGUUACGAGAUCAGCCAUGCUUGCUCAUUGUCGUGCACUAACACAAGCGUGCGGUUAUACCGAAGGAGAAAAUGCCGUUUGUGUGUUAGAUUUUAAACGGGAAGUUGGCCUCUGGCAUAGCACUUUGACUAGCGUAUUAAAUGGGAUGCACGUUAUAUUUAUACCGUAUGCCUUGAUGAAGGUAAAUCCAGCUAGUUGGAUGCAAAUGAUUACGAAAUAUCGUGCCAGUGUUGCAGUAGUUAAAUCACGAGAUCUUCAUUGGGGUUUAUUAGCAACUAAAGAUCACAAGGAUAUAUCAUUAUCCUCGUUGAGGUUGUUACUAGUCGCUGACGGUGCCAAUCCUUGGUCCCUAUCCUCCUGUGAUCAAUUUCUUUCUGUGUUUCAAUCGAAGGGUCUUAGACCGGAUGCUGUAUGUCCUUGUGCAUCAUCUAGCGAAGCACUUACGGUAUCUGUAAGAAGACCUGGUCGUGCAGGAGUUAAUGCUACCGGACGUGGUGUACUUUCUAUGUCAGGAUUAAGUUAUGGCGUUGUUAGGGUAGAUCAAGAAAAUUCAUUGACUUCACUUACGUUACAAGAUUGUGGUCAAGUUAUGCCAGGAAGUAUUGUAGUGGUAGUUAAGAUGGAAGGAAAACCAUAUAUUUGUAAAACCGACGAGGUUGGUGAAAUAUGCGUACAUAGUUCUGCUACUGGUAGUCAAUAUUGGGGACUUCAAGGAUUAACAAAUAAUACUUUCAAAGUAUCACCAUUACAAGCGGAUAGUACACCAUUAGGGGACGUGGAAUAUACACGAUCGGGUUUAUUAGGAUUUCUUGGUCCUGGUGGUUUGGUAUUCGUUUGUGGAUCUCGCGAUGGUCUUAUGACAGUGACAGGAAGGAAACAUAAUGCGGACGAUAUUAUUGCUACCGUAUUGGCGGUAGAACCAAUGAAAUUUAUUUAUCGUGGUAGAAUUGCUGUAUUCAGUGUUAGAGUUUUGAGAGAUGAAAGGAUAUGCGUUGUUGCUGAACAACGGCCAGAUUGUAGCGAGGAAGAGAGUUUUCAAUGGAUGUCACGUGUUUUGCAAGCAGUUGAUUCUAUCCAUGCAGUUGGGAUUUAUUGUCUUGCAUUAGUACCACCUAAUUAUCUACCAAAAACACCACUUGGGGGUAUUCACCUAUCAGAAACCAAAAGACGUUUUCUAGAAGGUGCACUACAUCCAGCUAACGUUCUGCUCUGCCCACAUACUUGUGUUACCAACUUACCAAAACCGCGUGAAGUCCAUUCGGCGGGGGAUUCUGUUGCAGACGUUGGUCCCGCGAGCGUGAUGGUUGGCAACAUCGUUCAAGGAAAUAGACUGGCAUCUGCUCAAGGACGUGACAUGGGUGUUUUAGACGAGGACAGUGAUAAUGCUAAAAAGUAUCAAUUCAUCUCAGAGAUUCUACGUUGGCGUGCAGUUAGUACAUCCGAUCACGUAAUAUUUACAUCCCUAAAUGCCAAAGGAGCAGUGGCCACUUCAUUGUCAUGUUUACAACUUCACAAGAAAGCCGAACGCAUUGGGAAUCUUUUAUUGGAUCGUGGAAGAAUAAACACCGGUGAUCACGUAGCAUUAUUAUUUCCACCUGGGACAGAUUUGAUAUGCGCAUUUUAUGGUUGUCUUUACGUCGGUGCUGUACCUGUUACGAUCAGGCCCCCACAUCCACAAAAUUUGCAAACAACAUUGCCAACCGUUCGCAUGAUUGUUGAUGUCAGUAAAUCCGUACUCGUACUGACCAAUCAAAAUAUCAUGAAACUAUUAAAAACUAAGGAAGCUAAUAAUGUUAUCGAAGUUAAAACUUGGCCAACGAUUCUUGAUAUGGAUGACAUGCCAAAGAAGAAACUUCCCGUUAUGUAUCGAGCACCUACUGCGGAAAUGUUGGCAUAUUUGGAUUUUAGUGUGUCAACUACUGGCAUGUUGGCAGGAAUUAAAAUGUCACACGCGGCAGUAACGUCUUUAUGCCGUGCUAUGAAACUCGCAUGCGAAUUGUAUCCUUCAAGACAUAUUGCUCUCUGUUUAGAUCCUUAUUCCGGUCUUGGAUUUGCUUUAUGGUGUUUAAGCAGUAUAUACAGUGGACAUCAUUCCAUUUUAAUACCACCAUCCGAGGUUGAAGCAAAUCCAGCUUUAUGGUUGUCAGCUGUUAGUCAAUCCAGAGUAAGGGAUACUUUUUGCUCCUAUGGUGUUAUGGAAUUAUGCACCAAAGGCUUGGGUUCCUCGGUUCAUGCUUUAAAAGCUCGUGGCGUUAGUUUAGCAUGUGUUAGGACUUGCGUAGUAGUUGCAGAAGAAAGACCACGAAUAGCAUUGACUACGAGCUUCAGCAAACUCUUCUCAGCGCUUGGAUUAAGUCCGCGUGCUGUCUCAACGUCGUUUGGAUGUAGAGUUAAUACUGCCAUAUGUCUUCAGGGUGCAUCUAGUCCGGAACCAUCAACGGUAUACGUGGAUUUACGAGCAUUACGUAACGAUCGUGUAUCCCUAGUCGAAAGGGGUAGCCCACAUUCACUCUGUUUAAUGGAAUCAGGAAAAUUACUACCCGGUGUCAAAGUUAUAAUAGCAAAUCCAGAAACUAAAGGUCAAUGCGGUGAUUCACACUUAGGAGAAAUCUGGGUACAAUCGGCACACAAUGCAAGUGGUUAUUUUACAAUUUAUGGGGACGAGACUGAUUAUGCUGAUCACUUCAAUGCACGACUAGUAACUGGAAAUACAAAUGAAGUUUACGCUAGGACCGGUUAUCUUGGUUUCUUAAGAAGGACUGAAAGCGUUCAACAGUCUGUUAUUAGUGACGUUCCUGGUGAUACUUCAGCUGCAUCUGAAGCCGAUUUAGUUCCCGGUGAUGCCGAAUUACAUGACGCUGUUUUUGUCGUUGGUGCUUUGGACGAAGCCAUUUUACUUAGGGGCAUGAGAUAUCAUCCGAUUGAUAUCGAAAACAGUGUCAUGAGAUGUCAUAAGAAAAUUGCUGAAUGCGCCGUGUUUACGUGGACUAAUUUGUUAGUAGUAGUGGUAGAGCUUGACGGAAGUGAAAGUGAAGCUCUCGAUUUAGUGGCACUUGUUACUAGCGCUGUUUUGGAAGAACAUCAUUUGGUAGUAGGUGUAGUAGUAGUAGUUGAUCCUGGUGUAGUUCCAAUCAAUUCGAGAGGUGAGAAACAACGGAUGCAUUUGCGUGAUGGAUUCCUUGCAGAUCAACUUGACCCGAUUUAUGUAGCCUAUAACAUGUGAACGCUAAUCAUCAUCAAUAAGAUAAUAGAAUUUAUUAUUUUACGUUGAAGAAGACAUAGUUGAAAGAAAACAUAUAAAAAAAAAAAAAAAGAAAAAAAAACACAAAAAACUAGCUUGUCCGCAUAGUUUAAUACAUUCUACAUAUAUAUUGCCAUUGUUAAUAUUUUUUUAAACUUAUAAGACACGUGACCACCAAUGAAUAGUAACGACGCGAUUAUUAUGAUCACACCUAACCUCUCAACCUCUCAACCUUCCUCCUCUCAGUGUGUGUUACGUGUGUGCGUGUGUGAUCAUCGUACGCUCAAUUUUAGGACUUUCUUUUGGUUUGUUUUUAUUUUUAACACGGGACAAGCGUUAUAUAUAUAUAUAAUAUGAACAAAAGAAAAAUGUGCUAAUGGAAGAGAUAUUCCGACAUUUUGUCAACUUUAAACUGCCAGAUACAAACACGAACAAAACUAAAAUUUAUGAUAAUUAUAUCAUUAGUUUGAUGAUUGUUUUUUUUUUUUAUAAUAAUAAUAAUAAUAAUCGGAUAUGUCUCUUCUCAUAAAAACAUCUUUCAAUCAUUUAAAAAAUAUAUAUAUAUAUAAAAAUAUUUUUUUUUUCUUUUCAUA
Messenger RNA from Polistes dominula (European paper wasp), 7701 nucleotides. It is a transcript of the gene DIP2, whose product is annotated as disco-interacting protein 2. The record is from RefSeq and is a predicted model, not a curated record. Lineage: Eukaryota; Metazoa; Arthropoda; Insecta; Hymenoptera; Vespidae.